Molecule: messenger RNA, 2613 nt
Organism: Humulus lupulus (European hop)
Lineage: Eukaryota; Viridiplantae; Streptophyta; Magnoliopsida; Rosales; Cannabaceae
Exons: 5
Coding region: 1-2613 (870 amino acids)
Source: RefSeq, a predicted model, not a curated record
AUGACUAAUCGGCUGACUGUUAUCAAAGCUAUAGUGGACAUGGGACCAUUGCUUUCCUCUCAACAUAUUGGCAUACUUCAAAAUGAAUUCACUCAGCAAGCGGUUAAAGAGACUUUCUUUGCUAUUUCUGGAAUGAAGGCGCCAGGGCCUGAUGGUUAUGGCAAUAAUGUGGGUGAUUUCAGACCUAUAGCUUGCUACAAUGUGAUAUAUAAGGCAACCACAAAGUUAAUUUGUUCAAGAUUGAGGAAGAUUUUGCCUGAUUUAGUAGUUGAAAAUCAAGGGGGUUUUGUUCGUGGAGGAUAUAUAGCUUACAAUAUUAUGGUUUGUCAAGAGUUGGUGCGUCAUUAUGGUAGGAAAAGUAGUAAACCCAGCUGUAUGAUAAAGAUUGAUUUGAGGAAAGCGUAUGACACGGUGGAAUGGGAUUUUAUAGAAGAAAUGCUAACUGCCUUUAAGUUCCCCCAGCCUUUUAUUGAUCUCAUCAUGAUGUGUAUUCAAACACCGAAGUUUUCUUUUAUGAUCAAUGGAAUAAUGCAUGGUUUUUUUUCUUCCAAGAGGGGUUUGUGUCAAGGAGAUUCGAUGUCGCCGUUAUUGGUUGUUCUUGGAAUGGAAUAUCUAUCUAGGAUUCUAGCUAAGGUUGGAAAGAUGGUAGGAUUUAAGUUCCACGAUAGUUGUGCGCCUUUGAGAUUGAAUCACUUGUGUUUUGCAGAUGAUCUUCUUUUAUUCUGUCAUGGUGAUUAUGUGUCUAUAUUAUUACCGCUGAGGGGGCUCACUUUGUUUUCUAAAACCUCUGGUCUUUUUCCUAAUGUUGCAAAAUCAGAUAUUUUCUGUAGUGGUAUGGCAGAUGCAGAAGUGAGAAGAGUGCUGGAAGUGUUGGGAUUCACGAGAAGUCGUUUACCUUUCAGAUAUCUAGGUGUCUCGAUUUGCUCCAAACGAAUCAGUUCUGCUAAGUGUGGGAUCAUCAUUGAUAAAAUGGUUCAGCAGAUUCGCUUGUGGAGCUUGCGGAAUCUCUCAUAUAUGGGACGAGUAACUCUUAUAAAUUCUAUUUUGUUUUCAAUUCAUUCUUAUUGGGCUCAAAUUAUGAUUUUGCCUAAGCUGUUGUUGAGGAAAUUGGAAGCUAUUUGUAGAUCUUUUCUUUGGAAAGGGAUAGCUGAUGGUUCAGGUCCAGGUCAAGUAGUGUGGGAGAGUAUCUAUUUGCCAAAAAUGGCUGGAGGCUUGGGAUUUCGUAAUGUUAUUAACUGGAAUACAGUAGCUAUGUCGAAAUAUGUUUGGGAGAUUGUUGCUAAAAAGGACACUCUUUGGGUUAAGUGGAUACACAAUGUUUACUUGUCUGCUGGGAUUGGGCAUUGGUGGAACUACACAGCCCCCCCUAAUUCAAGUUGGUAUUGGAGGAAGAUUGUAGCUAUAAAGGAUGUCAUUAAAGCUAAGAUUAACUUGAAUACCUUUAUCAUUAAAGGUUAUAGUAUUCAAUAUCGGUAUGUCUCUCUAUAUCCUUUUACUGAGCGCGUUCAAUGGAACAAAAAUGUUUGGGGAAGACUUAAUAUUCCUAAGCAUAGAUUCAUUUUCUGGCUUGCAAUGAAGGAGAAACUUUGUACCCGGGUUCAGAUUAGUAAAUAUAACCCAGCUAUUGAUCGUUCUUGUCUUUUGUGUGGUGAUCAAGAUGAGGAUGAGAAACACUUAUUCUUUGAGUGUUCUUAUAGCUGGAGUUGUCUUACUAGACUGAAAGCUUGGUUGAGAUGGAGCACUCGGGCUGAGAAUCUAGGCUGUUUACUGCAUUGGAUUGAUAAAGCAAAGCAAAUUAGCAAGGUGAGGAAGCAAAUCUAUACUGUGGUCCUGGCAGCUCUUGUUUACCACAUCUGGUUAGUCUGGAAUGAUGCUCUUUGGUCUCACAAAGUUUGGCAAAUUAACCAUACUGUACAGAGAAUUCAAAGUGAUGUUAAAUUUCGAAUAUAUCAUGUAAUGCCUAAGAAGGCCAAGAUUGUAGAUAGAGAUUGGUUUGAGCAUAUAUGUUGCAUCGUUGACCAAGCAACUGCAACAAAAUUCUAUGGCCACUCAAGUCAUGCAAAUCCAAGCGAAACUCGCUCAUCCAUCAGGAAUCUUGAGAUGCGAGUUGGUAAAUUGGAAAAUAUGUUACAAAGUAGGUCUCAAAGAAAUUUUCCAAGUAAUAUAGAGGUGAAUCCUAAAGAGCGGUGCAUUGCAAUCUCUUUGAAGAGUGGGAAGAAGUUGGAAGAGUCAGUCGAGAAGUCUAUACAUGCACCAAAAGUUGAUGUUGAGAAUGAGGAUAUGGAGGAAGAUGCAAACAUUCCCAUUAUUUUGGGAAGACCAUUCUUAGCCACAAGGAGAGCACUAAUUGAUGUACAAAAGGGGGAGUUGAAGCUGCGAGUGCAAAACGAAGAGGUAACAUUUAAUGUUUUUGCAGCAACUGAUAUUUCAACUUGUUGUAGAGUGGAUGUGGUAUGUAGUGGUGGUAGUAAUUUGGAAAUCACAAAGAAAAAAACCAAUGCUGAAAUUGGUAGUCGAGCAGUUUGUCAUUGUUUGAAACAGUUCUAUAGUGGGAAGGCUCGAAGGCUACACGAGCGGUGGAAGGCACAGACGAUUAGCAACAUCAAAAGAUGA